Rhinichthys klamathensis goyatoka is the source of this 789-nucleotide messenger RNA. RefSeq lists its product as uncharacterized. The transcript has 3 exons. Bases 55 to 789 code for a protein of 244 amino acids. The record is from RefSeq and is a predicted model, not a curated record. NCBI's taxonomy places the organism in Eukaryota, Metazoa, Chordata, Actinopteri, Cypriniformes, Leuciscidae.
CUCACUGACUUUACAACUUUUGCCUAACUUUAAAUCUAGACUCUCCCAAUCAAGAUGUUUGAUGGGCUGGUGACCAGCCCAGGUUUUGUCCAAGCUGAGGACAAGGCUCUAUAUGUGCUGUCAAGGCUUGCUGUUAAUGAUCAGGAGAAGCAGCAGAUUGAGGAAGCAACAGUUGGCCAGGCUAAGAAUGCAUUAUGGUUUGCAUAUCGCAAGAAAAGGAUAACAGCAAGUAACUUUGGUUUGGUCUUGGCAGCAGUCAAGCGGAAGUCUUACCCGCCUUCCUUAUUCAAAACCCUGCUUGGCCAGUACAACCUCAAAGAAGGAUCUAAAGCAUGUGAUUGGGGAAUCCUGCAUGAGCCAAGGGCAAAGCAGGAAUACACUGAGCGCACUGGUGUUGUUAUACAAGAGAGGGGACUGUUCCUGUCUGAUAGUGGCCUGCUUGGUGGAUCUCCGGAUGGGACGGUGUUUGGAAACUGCAUGAUUGAAGUCAAGUGUCCGUGGUCAGCCAGAACCAAGACUAUCCUGCAGGCAGCGGAGAGUAGGGACUUUUUCAUGGAGUUUGAUGAAGUGAUUGGUUCCCUGACGCUAAAACAAACUCACAACUACUGGCAUCAGAUCCAAGGAAACCUGCACCUGACUGGAGCUAACAGCUGUCACCUGCUUGUGUGGACUCCUCUUGACCUUGUCCUUCUACCAGUGCUCAAAGACCCUACAUGGGCUGUGAACAUUGACAUUCUGGAAAUAUUUUAUAAAGAUUGUUUCCUACCAUACAUUCUCUCACGGUUGUAA